Messenger RNA from Coffea arabica (coffee), 762 nucleotides. Lineage: Eukaryota; Viridiplantae; Streptophyta; Magnoliopsida; Gentianales; Rubiaceae. The record is from RefSeq and is a predicted model, not a curated record.
ACUAAGUCCACAAGAAUCAGAAUUGGUUGAUUUCAUUUUGUAAAUGGAUAGUCAAUGUUGCGAUAGCAAUUAUAGCCACCACUGCCUUGUUUGGCGUCUCCAUCAUGAUGAUCAUCGGGAGAAUGAGAGCUCAGAGUUAAAAGUUUUACCUGCAACUAUGGCCUCUUCAAGCCAUAGGGGAGAAUCAUGGAAUUCACCCACAUCUUUCUCCAUUGAAAACAAGUUUUGCCAUUGUAAUCGCAAGGCAACCGUGAUGAUAUCAGAGAGUGAAAAGAAUCUGGACAAGUUGUAUUUCCGUUGUGCAAAGUGCAGGUAUUUUGAAUGGUAUGAUGGAGGUGAAAAAGAAGAAGUAAAUAGCAAAAGAAGCAACCUCAAUGCAAAGAGACGACUAGUUAAUAGUAGAAACCGAGAUGGCAUUCCAGUCAAGCAAGUUGAGGGGCCAAUGCAAGAGCCAAAGUAAUUUCUGAAACCAAGAGCCUCAGGGAAUGUGCUGAUCAUCAUAAACCUCACACUAUUAGCUAUAUUUAUUUUCAUUCAAAUAUUUAUUAGCUAUAAACCUCACUCUAUUAUAAAAUCAAUUCAAUGAACUCAUGUUAAUCUGCUGCAAGAUUGUACCAACUAAAUGAUGCCCUUUCUGGUGAUAGGAGAUUCAUACCAGAAGGCUAAGUUAGUUGGAAUUCUUUUAAGCACCAAUGUAAACCCAUGUACAUAGCUUUUUAGAUUUCAGAGUGAAGUAAUGAAUAGCUUCAUUAUUUCUUAGUC